AUGCUGGCUGCUUAUGGGGAGAAUUUGGUUGUUUCUAAACCUUACUUAUUAAGUCCAUCUUUGUACCUCAAAGCUCUUAAAUUAGGCAGCUACCAAAUCGUCAAGAAACAACUUCUGUUGAUCCAUGGGGAUUCGGUUACAAAUGGGUUCGGCUGCAAUCUCCAGUUGAACAAUACGUUGAUAGAUUUGUACUCGAAACAGGGAGAUGUGAAACACGCACGUAAACUGUUUGAUAGAAUUCCUAAGAGAGAUGUGGUUUCUUGGACAGUUAUGAUCUCGGGGUUUUCUCGAUGUGGAUAUCACAGGGACGCGUUGCUGUUGUUCAAACAGAUGCACCGGGAAGAUGUUAGGGCUAAUCAGCACACUUACGGGAGUGUUUUGAAAUCGUGCAAGGAUUUGGGAUGUCUUAAAGAAGGGAUGCAGAUACAAGGUUGUGUGGAGAAAGGGAAAUUUGCAGGAAAUUUAGUUCUGAAGAGUGUCUUACUUUCUCUUUAUGCCAGGUGUGGAAAGAUGGAGGAAGUUCGUCUCCUGUUUGAUUUAAUGAACCAGAGGGAUUUGGUUUCUUGGAAUGCAGUGAUUGAUGGAUAUACCGCCAAUGCUUGUGCAUAUACUGCGUUUAGUCUGUUUCAGUUAAUGCUCUCGGAAGCCUUCUUGUGUUGUUCUGUGUUAGGGAAGAGGCCAGACUGCUUCACCUUUGGAAGCCUCUUGAGAGCUUCGAUAGUAGUUAAGUGUCUUGAAAUAGUCGGUGAAUUACAUGGAUUAGCAAUCAAGCUGGGUUUUGGAAGGUCAAGUGCACUGAUUAGGUCUCUGAUUGAUGCAUAUGUGAAGUGUGGUAGCAUUGCCAAUGCUUGGAAGCUAUAUGAGGGUACCGCAAAAAGAGACUUGUUCUCUUGCACUGCUCUAAUAACAGGUUUCACACAGCAGACCAGUUGCAAAAGUGAUUAUGCCUUUGAUAUCUUCAAAGAGAUGAUGCUGAUGAAAACAAAGAUGGACGAAGUUGUAGUAUCCUCGAUGCUUAAAAUAUGCACCAACAUCGCAUCUGUAACCAUUGGAAGACAGAUCCAUGGUUUCGCCUUAAAAUCCUCCCAAGUUAGAUUUGAUGUUGCUUUGGGUAACUCGCUAAUAGAUAUGUAUGCAAAGUCUGGAGAACUUGAGGAUGCUAUCCUUGCUUUUGAUGAGAUAAAAGAGAAAGAUGUGAGAUCAUGGACCUCUUUGAUUGCAGGAUAUGGAAGACAUGGAACUAUUCAGAAAGCAAUUGAUCUCUAUAACAGAAUGGAGCAUGAAGGGAUCAAACCGAAUGACGUAACAUUUCUUUCUCUACUCUCUACUUGUAGCCAUACAGGACACACUGAACUAGGCUGGAAGAUUUUCAACACAAUGAUCAACCAGCAUGGUAUUGAAGCUCGAGAAGAGCAUUUAUCUUGCAUCAUAGAUAUGCUUGCACGUGGUGGCUACUUGGAUGAAGCUUAUGAACUGAUAAGAAGUAAAGAGGGUAUAACAAGUCUGAGCUCAUCAGCAUGGGGAACUUUUCUUCAUGCGUGCAGGCGCCAUGGGAACGUGCAGCUUGGUAAAGUAGCAGCCACGCAGCUUCUGAAUAUGGAACCGAAGAAACCAGUAAAUUAUAUUAAUUUGGCCAAUGUAUACGCAGCUAAUGGAGCAUGGGACAGUGCUUUGAAGACUAGAAAGCUUAUGCAGGAAAGUGGUUCCUGCAAUAAAGCUCCAGGAUACAGCUUUGUGUAUUGAGCAUAUGAGAAUAAGUGAAAAUU
Messenger RNA from Capsella rubella, 1766 nucleotides. RefSeq names its product pentatricopeptide repeat-containing protein At3g20730. Bases 1 to 1743 code for a protein of 580 amino acids. The transcript has 2 exons. Lineage: Eukaryota; Viridiplantae; Streptophyta; Magnoliopsida; Brassicales; Brassicaceae. Gene Ontology annotation, molecular function: protein binding; RNA binding. Gene Ontology annotation, biological process: RNA modification. The record is from RefSeq and is a predicted model, not a curated record.